Molecule: messenger RNA, 1320 nt
Organism: Malassezia pachydermatis
Lineage: Eukaryota; Fungi; Basidiomycota; Malasseziomycetes; Malasseziales; Malasseziaceae
Product: rpc34-dna-directed rna polymerase 34 kd subunit
Exons: 1
Coding region: 1-1320 (439 amino acids)
Biological process (GO): transcription by RNA polymerase III
Cellular component (GO): RNA polymerase III complex
Source: RefSeq, a predicted model, not a curated record
AUGCCGCCCAAAGCUGUGCCAGAGGCACAGGGACUCUCUGCCCUAGAAAAGAGGAUCCAUGCGACAGCACUCGCUGCGCCAGAGCAUACCCUCACGGGUGAUGAGCUUGCGACACAGUUCCAUGACAUUCCGAUUGAAGAGCAGCUCUUGGCCAUCAAUAGUUUGCUCAAAAAGAGCUUGUUCCAUGCACAAAAGGGGCCAGGCGGAAUCCAGUAUGUUGCUAUCUCUACAGGAGAAGCGAGCAUGAUGGGUAGCAUGGACGCCAAUGAGCUCAUCAUCUACAACCAUAUUAAGGAUGCGAAGAACGAGGGCAUUUGGACCAAGCUCAUCAAGGCACGCACAAACCUGCACCAGACGGUAAUGACACGGUGCCUCCGCCUCCUUGAACAGAAGCAGCUUGUCAAAGUCGUCAAGUCGGUCAAGUUCCCCACCCGCAAAAUUUACAUGCUCUACGACCUUACGCCGUCCAUCGAGCUAUCGGGUGGUCCAUGGUACACAGACAAUGAGCUCGAUACAGGAUUCAUUCACGAACUCUCCAUGGCAUGUUUGCGCUUCAUUCAAUCAAAGACGUGGCCAAAGGAUGGCCGAUCUUCAUCUUUGUACCCAGCAUCGCACACACAACAUUUGCCUACCGCACAAAGUGUGCAUCGAUACCUCAAAGCAGCGCGCCUGACAGACACAGAACUAGAGCCAGAGCAUGUCGUCGCACUUCUCGACCUGCUCAUUUACGACCAAGAGAUUGAAAAAAUACCCGUUCUGCCUGUGUAUACCAACGCAGCGCGAAUGCAAGAAUCAGAAGACGGGGAGCCAAUUCCACGCCGCUCAUCAAAGCGCAAUCAGCGCGCUAUGUCUAUAAGUGACUCGGAGGAUAGCCAGGCGGAGUCGCGAGCUAAUUCCAACACCAUCAAGCACAACGACUCGGAUUCCUCGGACUCGAGCGAGCAUGAACCUACCGCCCUCUCGAGGAAGAAACGGCAUCGAAGCACAGUCGCGCAUACGCACAGACGCGAUGACUUAUCGAGCGAAGAAGAUGAACUGCCUCAUCGUCGCCCACAGCGCCUGAAUCAAGAGGAAGAGGAGGACGAUACCUCGCUUACGCAUGUUCCCUAUGUCUACCGUGCUAUUAAGCGCAUGAUUAUGCCGCACAGUAGCAUGAUUGCUACGACAUUUGUGCCACCAGAUGCUACGAUCCCUGACUCGUGUGGGCUGUAUGACUCCUUGGUAGUCGAAGACAAUGUGGUCUACGCCGAUCCUUUCACGUCGUACAAAGAUAAAGCAGAGACUAUGAAAGUGGAAGUAAGUGAGGAUACACAGGAAUAA